AAGCCAGUCAAGUUUGCCUCACAUCCAUGAACCAGGCCCUGGACACCUGGUCUCAGCCCAGCUUUGCCCGCCUUGCUGUGUGAUCUUGGCUCCUCGCCCCGCCCACAGCCAUGGCCACAAUGGUGGCCCAGAAGCUCAGCCACCUCCUGCCCAGUUUGCGGCAGGUCCACCAGAUGCCUCGGCCGUCUGUGCAGCCAGAGCCUGUGUUCACAGUGGACCGAACCGAGGUGCCGCCCCUCUUCUGGAAGCCAUACAUCUAUGUGGGCUACCGGCCGCUGCAUAGGACCUGGCGCUUCUACUUCCGCACACUGUUCCAGCAGCACAACGAGGCGGUGAACGUCUGGACCCACCUGCUGGCGGCCCUGGUGCUGCUGCUGCGGCUGGCCAUCUUUGUAGGGACCGUGGACUUCCAGGGAGACCUGCACGCCCUGCCCCUCUUCAUCAUUGUCCUCGCCUCCGUCACCUACCUCUCCCUCAGUGCCUUGGCUCACCUCCUGCAGGCCAAGUCCGAGUUCUGGCAUUACAGCUUCUUCUUCCUGGACUACGUGGGUGUGGCUGUGUACCAGUUUGGCAGUGCCCUGGCACACUUCUACUACGCUAUUGAGCCCGCCUGGCAUGCCCAGGUGCAGACCUUUUACCUGCCCAUGGCUGCCCUUCUCGCCUGGCUUUCCUGCGCUGGCUCCUGCUACAACAAGUACAUCCAGAAGCCCGGCCUGCUGGGCCGCACUUGCCAGGAGGUGCCUUCAGCGCUGGCCUACGCACUGGACAUCAGCCCCGUGGUGCACCGCAUCCUCGUGUCCCCCAACCCUGCCACGGAUGACCCGGCUCUUCUCUACCACAAAUGCCAGGUGGUCUUCUUUCUGCUGGCUGCCACUUUCUUCUCUGCCUUCAUGCCUGAGCGCUGGUUCCCUGGCAGCUGCCACGUCUUUGGGCAGGGCCACCAGCUCUUCCAUGUCUUCUUGGUGCUGUGCACGCUGGCUCAGCUGGAGGCCGUGGCGCUGGACUACGAGGCCCGGCGGCCCAUCUAUGAGCCUCUGCACACCCGCUGGCCCCACAACUUCUCCGGCCUCUUCUUGCUUACUGUAGGCAGCAGCAUCCUCACUGCAUUCCUUCUGAGCCAGCUGGUACGGCGCAAACUCAAUAUCGCUCAGAAGACCCAGUGAAGCGGGGUGGCAGAUUUUAGGGAGGGAGGUAUAGUGGGGGCCCAAGGGUCCGGGCUUGGCUCCAGAUGGGAACAAGGCCUGGUAAAAUUGCUUGUGUCUGGCCCGCGGUGACUUCUCUGUACACGCCUCAGCUGCCAAGUGGGGCACUGGCCAGUCCUUGGAUUUGAGGAUUGGCUGGAGCUGCUGGGGUCCACUUCAGGGCCUGCCCCAGCUCCGUGCCCUGGGAGAGGGAAAAAGAAAGAUGUGGGCCACCCUGGUUUGCCUCCCCCCAUUGCCUCUCACUUAGGGGUGAGGAUGGAGGAUCAGCUGGGGCCAAGACACUGGCCUGGGCCUUCCAGAUUAUCUGGGAGGGGGUGAAGUUGGGAUUUAGGUCAGAGUCAGAUCUGAGCUGAGAGAUAGGGGAAGCAUCAGCAACUGUCCCCUACCCAGAUUUCACUGGUGGAUAGGGAAAGGACAGGCCCAAAAUGUGUGCAGGAUCUUACCAUUCUUGAACCCCAGCCUGAAGUUUUGAUGCUGCAGAGAGCCCCCAAAGAUAGAAGAUUGUGCCAGGUAGAAAUAGAUCCCAUCCAGUGCCCCAUACCUCUUCAGUCACUGUCCCAGACAGUGAGCCCUGACCCUCCUAGCUCUGGCCUCUAUGUCCCACACAUCCUGUUCCCAGUGUCUUUCCUGGUUCCCUUGUUCAUGAUUCAGUGUUUAUCCAUUCAGUAUUUCUUGGGCCUCUGCUCGGAGGCAGGCCACUGACUGGGCUCCGUGGAUCAAUGCAGGAUGGUAAAGGCUUUCAUAUUGGAAUGAACUGUCAGGGGAAGCACUGAGGAGGGAAUAAUUAGUGUUGCCUGGGACCCUCAGGGUCUUGGGUUGGGAAGGGUGAAUAGGAGUUUACAGAUGGAGAAGAGGAAGGGCAUUCCAGGUAGGGGGAAAAACCUGUCCAAAGGCCAAGAGGUAUGGAAGAAGGAGUUCACUGCGGCUGGAGUUAGGAGUGGUCUGGACUCUGAUGUCCUGGAUGCAAUAAAGUGACUGUGAUAA
Messenger RNA from Mesoplodon densirostris (Blainville's beaked whale), 2186 nucleotides. It is a transcript of the gene PAQR7, whose product is annotated as progestin and adipoQ receptor family member 7. The transcript is spliced from 2 exons. Lineage: Eukaryota; Metazoa; Chordata; Mammalia; Artiodactyla; Ziphiidae. The coding region runs from base 111 to 1163 and encodes 350 amino acids. Gene Ontology annotation, cellular component: plasma membrane. Gene Ontology annotation, biological process: response to steroid hormone. Gene Ontology annotation, molecular function: steroid binding; nuclear steroid receptor activity. The record is from RefSeq and is a predicted model, not a curated record.